Dalotia coriaria is the source of this 612-nucleotide messenger RNA. RefSeq names its product mitochondrial ribosomal protein L27 (gene mRpL27). Gene Ontology annotation, molecular function: structural constituent of ribosome. Gene Ontology annotation, cellular component: mitochondrial large ribosomal subunit; ribosome. Bases 116 to 541 code for a protein of 141 amino acids. The transcript has 2 exons. Gene Ontology annotation, biological process: translation. NCBI's taxonomy places the organism in Eukaryota, Metazoa, Arthropoda, Insecta, Coleoptera, Staphylinidae. The record is from RefSeq and is a predicted model, not a curated record.
CUCUUCGUAAGUAGGCAACUUUGCUUGCAUGAAUGUAAGAAAUCCUGUAAUUGUAACCUGUAAUUUAUCCCUUGCGCAUUAAAUGCGAAAGUUUAUCGAAACUUGAUUAAAAAUAAUGAAUUACCUACUGAAAACUGCUUCAACAUUACUCCAAGAUACCAGCACAUGCUUAGGCAUCAUUGCCAGAAAUGCAAGUAAGAAAGCAGGAGGAAGUACACGAAAUACAAGCCCAAAAACGAAAGCAAAACAUCGUGGCCUAAAACGAAAUGAGGGUCAUACCGUCACCGAAGGCACUAUUUUAGUUCUUCAAAGGCAGUUGCGUUUUCAUCCUGGUUUAAAUGUAGGUUUUGGUAGAAAUGGAACUUUAUUUGCUUUGGUUCCUGGUAGAGUGAUGAUCACAUGUGAAAAAGUUGAUUUAAAUUGGGAUCAUACAUGGGUCCAAGGAAAUUACAAAAAUAGAGGCACAGAGUUCUUUAAGAAAUAUUUAAAUGUUCUGCCAGAGAAGCAACAUCAAAACUUUAAAUUGAUAGAUCAAAUUUAAAUUGUGUGACAUGUAAUUAUUUACCAAACCAUUUAAUAGUAAUAUAGUUUACUUUACCAUCUUGUAAAUAA